AUGCAGCGCAUUAACGGCGAGGCUCCCGAGGAGGUGAAGGAGUCCCACGUUGCUGUUGACAGCUCCAGUGCUGUGGCUACGCAGCCCAAGACGGAGAACGCGGCUCUGGCCGGCACGCAGCCGUUUGGCGCCUCGCGCUACAGCGACUUCCUGAGCAACGUCUCCAACUUUAAGAUUAUUGAGUCGACUCUGCGUGAGGGUGAGCAGUUCGCCAACGCCUUCUUCGACACCGAGACCAAGAUCAAGAUUGCCAAGGCGCUCGACGAGUUCGGUGUGGACUGCAUUGAGCUCACGUCGCCUGCCGCCUCGGAGCAGAGCCGCAAGGACUGCGAGGCGAUUUGCAAGCUUGGCCUCAAGACCAAGGUUAUCACCCACAUCCGUUGCCACAUGGACGACGCCCGUAUUGCCGUCGAGACCGGUGUCGACGGUGUCGACGUCGUCAUGGGUACCUCCAAGUUCCUGCGUGAGUACUCACACGGUAAGGACAUGACCUACAUUACCAAGGCUGCCGUCGAGGUCAUCAACUUUGUCAAGAGCAAGGGUAUCGAGAUCCGUUUCUCGACCGAGGACUCGUUCCGUUCGGACCUCGUCGACCUGCUCAGCAUCUACCAGGUCGUCGAUAAGGUCGGUGUGAACCGUGUGGGUGUUGCCGACACCGUCGGUGUCGCGAACCCCCGCCAGGUCUACGACCUGGUCCGCACCCUGCGCAGUGUCGUCUCGUGCGACAUUGAGUGCCACUUCCACAACGACACGGGCUGUGCUAUUGCUAACGCCUACACUGCUCUCGAGGCCGGUGCGACGCACGUCGAUACAUCGGUGCUUGGUAUCGGUGAGCGCAACGGUAUCCCCUCGCUCGGUGGCUUCAUUGCGCGCAUGUACGCCGCUGACCGUGACUAUGUCAUGAGCAAGUACAACCUCAAGGCCCUCCGUGAGGUCGAGAACCUCGUUGCGGAUGCCGUCCAGGUCCAGAUUCCGUUCAACAACCCCGUGACUGGCUACUGUGCCUUCACCCACAAGGCCGGCAUUCACGCCAAGGCGAUUCUGGCCAACCCCAGCACCUACGAGAUCCUCAAGCCAGAGGACUUUGGUAUGAGCCGCUACGUCUCGAUUGGCCACCGUCUUACUGGCUGGAACGCGGUCAAGAGCCGUGCCCAGCAGCUUGGUCUCGAGCUCACCGACGACCAGGUCAAGGCUGCCACCAACCGUAUCAAGGUCAUGGCCGACAUCAAGGACCAGACCAUGGAGGACGUCGACGCUGUUCUCCACGUCUUCCACCGUGCCAUCAAGAACGGUCAGGACGUCAGCCAUGACAAGAUCUUUGACAAGCUCCUGGCCCAGCAUAACGCCGACAUGCCGGAGACGAUUGAGAACGCGGAAGCGUAA
Molecule: messenger RNA, 1383 nt
Organism: Malassezia japonica
Lineage: Eukaryota; Fungi; Basidiomycota; Malasseziomycetes; Malasseziales; Malasseziaceae
Product: homocitrate synthase
Exons: 2
Coding region: 1-1383 (460 amino acids)
Cellular component (GO): mitochondrion
Molecular function (GO): homocitrate synthase activity
Source: RefSeq, a predicted model, not a curated record